Messenger RNA from Vigna radiata var. radiata (mung bean), 879 nucleotides. RefSeq lists its product as uncharacterized. The transcript is spliced from 2 exons. Lineage: Eukaryota; Viridiplantae; Streptophyta; Magnoliopsida; Fabales; Fabaceae. The record is from RefSeq and is a predicted model, not a curated record. Bases 1 to 879 code for a protein of 292 amino acids.
AUGGAGAUUUCUGAAGAUAUGAUUGCUCCGUUUAACGAGCAAAUUGUUGGCUUUGCUGGAGAGAGGGUAGACACCCGGGGAUAUAUCGACUUACGAACCCACCUAGGAUCUGAAGAUGGUGGUAAAGAGCUCAGAGUUCGUUUCUUACUUGUAGAAGCAAACACGUCCUAUAACGCCCUCCUAGGACGCCCAUGCCUGAAUGCCUUUGGGGUAAUCGUGUCUACCCCACAUCUGGCGAUGAAAUUUCCAACAGACAAAGGAAAUAUUUGUACCGUCCGGGCAGACGAGAGAACCGCUCGUCAAUGCUAUGUUGCCGGUUUAAAGGUCACACCUUACAGAAAAGAAAAUCGCACGGAGACUAUCCUGAUUGACCUUGAUCCAAGGACCAAUACAGACGAACGCAUACAACUGGAAGGUGAGAUAAGGCCUUUCGUCGUGGGAAAAACCGAACAACAAACUACUUCAAUCGCCGCCAACCUUAAGCCAUUUGACAAAAAUGCGUUGAAAGAACUAUUGAAGAAUAACAACGAUUUAUUCGCCUGGAUCAUGGUAAAAAAGGCGAACAGACAAUGGAGGAUGUGUGUGGACUUCACGGACCUCAAUAAAGCAUGCCCCAAGGACUCUUAUCCGCUUCCCAAUAUCGAUCGUUUGGUCGAUGGCGCGUCCGGGCACACUGUUCUUAGUUUCCUGGACGCUUAUUCGGGGUAUAAUCAGAUCUCGAUGCAUGCUCCAGACAGAGAGAAGACCGCUUUCAUUACUGAGCAUGCGAAUUAUUGUUUUGAUGUCAUGCCGUUCGGUUUGAAGAAUGCCGGAGCCACUUAUCAACGUCUAAUGGAUAAAGUUUUCCAUAAUCAGACAGGCCGUUGCAUGGAAGUAUAG